AUGCCCAAGCUGCCCUCUCUGGUCCCGGCGGCCGUAUCCCAGCCGCUGUCCCGCGGGACGGAGCUGGUGAGGGGAGCGGUCGGCAGUCUGACCUGGGGGCCGGCGCUGUCCGUGGCCAAGCCCGCGAUCCUGUCCGUCUUCUCCAAGAUUGAGCGCGGCACGCUGCUGCUCGUCGACGAGCCGGCCGAGUUCAGGCGCGUGUUUGGCCAGAAGUUGGGCGCAAAGUACAACGAGAACCUCACUAAUGGCGAUUACGUCCCGCGCCGCGCCGAUGCCGUGCCCCGAGUCGAGCUGGUCGUGAAGAGUGAUGCCUUCUGGAUGCGCCUGUUCCUGUUCGCCGACAUGGGCUUCGCCGAGGCGUACAUGCUCGGCGAGAUCGAGUGUAAAGACUUGACGGCUUUCUUCCAGCUCUUCAUCGUCAAUCGCGAAGAAAUGGGCAAUGGAACGACGUGGAUCUCGAGCUUCUCUGCUGCCAUCUCAAGCUUGGCCCGCACCACCAAUACUCUUUCGAAUGCCCUUCUCAACAUCUCGGCGCACUACGAUAUCAGCAACGAAAUGUUCGCAGCCUUCUUGUCACCAGAUAUGACAUAUUCCUGCCCCAUAUGGAAGACGCACAACGACCCGAAUGCGCCGGAAGAGAGCUUGGAGGCGGCGCAAAUGACCAAGCUACACCGUUUCAUUGACGGUGCUCGCAUAAAGGAGUCGGACCACGUUUUGGAAAUCGGGACCGGCUGGGGCUCAUUCGCGAUUGAGGCAGUGAAGAAGACGGGAUGUCGCGUCACCAGUCUGACGCUCUCCAAAGAACAAAAGGCGCUUGCGGAGGAGCGCAUUGAGGCCGCGGGCUUCAGCGACCGAAUCGAGGUUAGACUGCAGGACUACCGGGCAUUGGAGGUGCCAGAAAAGCCGUUCGAUAAGAUCGUAUCGAUUGAGAUGCUGGAAGCCGUGGGCCAGGAGUUCCUGGCAACUUAUUUUGCAUGCAUGGACAAGUUGUUGAAGAAGGAUGGUGGCAUCGCCGUAUUCCAGUGCAUUACCAUGCCGGAAGGACGCCACGAGGCGUAUUCCAAGGGAGAAGAUUUCAUCAACCAUUACAUCUUCCCCGGCGGAUAUCUCCCGUCGAUUACCCAACUCAUGAACCACAUCACCAACGAGUCGAAAGGAACGCUGAUCGUCGAGAAAAUCGAGAAUAUUGGCGGUCACUACUCGAAAACCUUGCGACUGUGGAAGGAGGCAUUCCUUCAAAAUUUCGAUUCGAAGAUCCGACCAGCAUUGAUGAUUGAACAUGAGGACAUGACCGAGGAAGAGAUAGAUGUAUUUAGGAGGAAGUGGGAGUAUUAUUUCACAUAUUGCGAAGCUGGAUUCCUGACGAAAACGCUCGGCGAUGUGAUAAUAACUGUGGGUCGCGAAGGUGCCUUGGAGUUGAUGGAGGGUAUUCCCUUGUGA
Colletotrichum karsti is the source of this 1440-nucleotide messenger RNA. RefSeq names its product cyclopropane-fatty-acyl-phospholipid synthase. Bases 1 to 1440 code for a protein of 479 amino acids. The record is from RefSeq and is a predicted model, not a curated record. NCBI's taxonomy places the organism in Eukaryota, Fungi, Ascomycota, Sordariomycetes, Glomerellales, Glomerellaceae. The transcript is spliced from 4 exons.